Pleuronectes platessa (European plaice) is the source of this 2378-nucleotide messenger RNA. Its product is annotated as septin-9. Gene Ontology annotation, cellular component: cell division site; septin ring; microtubule cytoskeleton. The record is from RefSeq and is a predicted model, not a curated record. The coding region runs from base 383 to 2296 and encodes 637 amino acids. Gene Ontology annotation, biological process: cytoskeleton-dependent cytokinesis. Gene Ontology annotation, molecular function: GTP binding; GTPase activity; molecular adaptor activity. The transcript has 12 exons. Lineage: Eukaryota; Metazoa; Chordata; Actinopteri; Pleuronectiformes; Pleuronectidae.
CAGGGCGUGCGUCAGGAGCGCAGGUGUGACUCCCUCAGUGCGCUGCCUCCCUCUCUCCUCGAGGAUCGAGUUCAAGACGGGCAAUCAGUUUAGGAAGUUCAGCCAGAGGCGAGUUUGGACUUUUUUUGAAUUCUCACCUCUCGAGCGUCAAUCGGUUUGGACAGCUGAGGAGAGACAGAAAGAGAAGGAGAGUGAGAGAAGAAGAGAUAGAGAGGGAGAAAGAGAGAGAAAGUGGGGAGCGCACAAAAAAAGGGAGAAACAACCUUGGAACGUUACGGAUGCAAACGUGCCUCCUCUGGUAAAACACUGAGUAACCGGACUUCAGCUGUGAAGAUAUUGUUUUUUAAGAACUGAAGUUCAAGUGAACAGACAGAGGACCACCAUGAGGAAAGCUUCCUAUCCAGUGAGAUCCGCCAGCGCCCGAGCGAGAAGAACAGACAGAGAGGGAUCUGGCAUCACCAGUCCCACACUGAAACGGUCGUUUGAGGUGGAGGAGGCGGAUUCAUCCACGCACCCCUCGCCCCUGACUCGUCGGACCACCAACCCUCUCCGCUCAUCGACCAGCUCCACAUCCAGCCAGCGGAGCUACGACAUGAGCUCCCGCAACUCUGACUACUCCUCCUCCUCCAGAUCUUCCCCCUCCGAGUCCUCCAACCCACGUUCCCCAAACACCGGCAUGAGGCGCAUUGAGUUGUCAGGGGGUCGCAACCCCGACACAGCCUCUUCCCGCCGCACAGAAAUCUCCAUUGAGGUCUCCUCCAAGCAAAUUGACAACUCGCCCAGCGCCGGCAUCGCCCGCUUUGGCCUCAAGCGACCUGAGGUGACCCUGGGCAGUCGGAGCACCCCUCUCGACAGCUCCUCCAACUCCAUCUCCACUUCUUCAAACAGGCGUGCAGAGCUCGCCAUGACACGGUCCAGUGAACCCCCCGCCCCUCCGAGGAGGAUGGAUGCCCAGUUGUCCUCUGCCCCAGUCUCUAGGAUCCCUGACCCCCCUCAGAGAAAAGCAGAGACCCCGUCCCCCAUCCUCAGCCCUGCUGAUGGAGUCUCCCGGAAGCCAGAGAUGCCGGUCUUCAGACAGCCGGACGGUUUAGUGCCAGGCAGCACACUGGAGAACAACAACAACAACCACCCGCCUCCUGCCCCUAGCGCUCCCCUGCCUUCCCUGGCAGAGCCCCGGGUGGAGAGGGUGCAGUUGCCCAUCGCAGAGACACCCACGUCCCGACCAACAGACAGGCCAGAGGUGAUAUCCAGCUACAGUGGCAUGACCAUGUCUGAGGCGGUGAUGCCUGAUGCUGUGGUGUCCACACCGAUGGGCGGCCUGUACGGGGAGAAGGUGGGUGGCCCUGUGGUGGACUUCAGUUACGUUGGGAUCGACGCCAUUCUGGAACAGAUGAGGAGGAAGGCCAUGAAGCAGGGUUUUGAGCUCAACAUUAUGGUUGUGGGACAGAGUGGCCUGGGAAAGUCUACUCUGAUGAACACGCUGUUCAAGUCUAAAGUCAGCCGUAAGUCGGUGCUGGCUACUGCCCAGGAGAAGAUCCCCAAAACAAUCGAAAUUAAGUCCAUAAGUCACGACAUUGAGGAGAAGGGAGUGAGAAUGAAGUUGACGGUCAUUGACACUCCAGGCUUCGGCGACCAGAUCAACAAUGAGAACUGCUGGCAGCCUAUCAUGAAGUUCAUUAACGACCAGUAUGAGGCGUACCUGCAGGAGGAGAUCAACAUCAACAGGAAAAAAAGGAUCCCAGACUCCAGAGUUCACUGCUGCAUAUACUUCAUCCCCCCGACCGGACACUGUCUGCGGCCUCUUGAUGUAGAAUUCAUGAGACGUCUCAGUAAAGUGGUCAACAUUGUCCCAGUCAUUGCCAAGGCAGAUACACUCACCCUGGAGGAGAGGGACUUCUUCAAAAAGAAGAUCAGGGAAGAGCUACGAGCCAACGGGAUUGACGUGUACCCUCAGAAGGAAUUUGACGAGGACGCAGAGGACAGAAUGAUCAACGAGAAGAUCAGGGAGAUGAUCCCAUUUGCUGUGGUGGGCAGUGACCAGGAGUACCAGGUCAAUGGCAGGAGGCUGCUGGGGAGGAAAACCAAGUGGGGAACCAUUGAAGUUGAGAACAUAGCCCACUGUGAGUUUGCCUAUUUAAGGGAUCUCCUCAUCAGGACCCAUAUGCAGAACAUUAAGGACAUCACCAGCAGCAUCCACUAUGAAAUGUACCGCGUGAGGCGCCUCAAUGAGAACAACUCGGUGGUGGCGCACGCCAACGGAAUCCCAGAGCAUCAUCUCGCCGCCCAUGAGAUGUAGACGCAAGCUGCCGGGCCGCUGUCGACCUCAGCUGUGUGCGACUCACCUGCUAUGAGACUUUUACCUUCAUCGACAGCCCCCC